Molecule: messenger RNA, 4717 nt
Organism: Diachasma alloeum
Lineage: Eukaryota; Metazoa; Arthropoda; Insecta; Hymenoptera; Braconidae
Gene: wnd
Product: mitogen-activated protein kinase kinase kinase 13
Exons: 6
Coding region: 662-3376 (904 amino acids)
Biological process (GO): JNK cascade; protein phosphorylation
Molecular function (GO): ATP binding; JUN kinase kinase kinase activity
Source: RefSeq, a predicted model, not a curated record
CGCGAUUUACUUCGGGUGCCGCUGCAUUGUUGUCAAUUCUGUAAUAAUACGACCCCGAGAAAGAGUAGUAACCGUCUGGAAAAGGACACCGAAGGCCUCCCAGUGCUCCUUUCCCUCGCAUAAUCGAAUGAAUCUCGGUUAGAGAACAAGCAGUGCAAGUGCGUUACUCCGAGUGCUGGAACAUUGCCUGAUUAUUUAGUACGUUACGCCAUUUUGUAGGAUACACUUGGACGCGCAUCGACAAACUGUCAAUUUCGAACGGGGUUGAACCAUUUUUUCAACCCUAUUCAAGUUAUUCCGCGAGUUUUUGAGAUUUCAUAGAAUUUAGACAAGUUUUUCCAAGUGAUUGCCAGUGCCAAGCAUCAGAACCUGUUUGUUGUGACAGAAAAAACAAAUGUGAAGUGUCAAAACGUGAAGCUUAUAGUUUUUUCAAGAUUUCGGAGCUGUUUUUUCAGUGUGCAACUGGAUUUUUCGAUAUUUUUGAGCAGAUUUAGGGAAAAACGGUGGUUUAAUUGAUCGAAAUGCUGUAGCACGUGUUUCUUGGAGGAUAUGAGGAUGUUUGAGAGAUCAACUACUCCCGACAGUUCUUAAAGGUUUUGGAAUUCUCGGCUGAAGCUGCUGCUGUCCUGAUUAAAUAAGGAACAUUCAAGAACAAAUAGAGAUGAGGACACCCGGAGCGGAAGCGGAGGUGAAUCGCUCCCACGACAGCUAUGGCUUCGAUUUUCAACCCAAGAUCAAGAGCACCGGAUCAACUUCCUCGUCGCCCAUGCCCUCCUCCUCUGGGAUUAUUGUUAAUCCACUGGUACUGUCAACAUCACCGGCUGAGGCUGAGGAAUUUCCCAACAGCAUGCUGUGCAUUCAAGACGAACUGGGUCAGCUGAGUAACAUUGCUGUGGGCUCGAGCCUUUCGAUAGGGGGCAUAAAGGACCAGGGGAUUAAACAUGAGGCUGGAUACGAUCCCCCUGGGGAUUCCAAGAGUGAGAGUUCGGAGGACACCAGCCAGAAUGGACAGAGCUCUGGAACCAUGGAGACCCAGAAGCCGAGCUGGAUGGAGGGCAUCCUGGGGUGCAUGAAACCAGUGUGGACGCUCAUCUCGAAGCCGGUCGUCAGUGAAAAAAUGAAAGGAAGUCCAGAUGAUCACUGGGAGAUCCUCUUCGAGACAAUAAGCGACCUUGAGUGGCUGGGCUCGGGUGCGCAGGGCGCAGUGUUCCGAGGCCUCCUCAACAAAGAAAUAGUAGCCGUAAAAAAGGUACGCGAACCUCGUGAAACCGACAUACGUCAUCUGCGUAAACUCAAUCAUCCGAACGUCGUUAAAUUCCGUGGAGUUUGCACUCAGGCCCCCUGCUACUGCAUAGUAAUGGAGUACUGUCCCUAUGGGCCUCUUUACGACCUCCUGCGAGGAGGAGAAAAGGUCCCCCCACCUCGUCUCGUCUCGUGGUCUAAACAAAUAGCAGCGGGAAUGGCCUACCUGCACGCACACAAGAUAAUCCACCGAGAUUUAAAAAGCCCCAACGUGUUGAUCGGUCAGGGUGAGGUAGUGAAAAUAUCAGACUUCGGUACGAGCCGUGAGUGGAAUGAAAUCAGCACGAGAAUGAGUUUCGCAGGGACUGUAGCCUGGAUGGCACCAGAGAUAAUUCGAAAUGAGCCAUGCUCCGAGAAAGUAGACAUUUGGUCCUACGGAGUGGUCUUAUGGGAGCUCUUGAGCGGUGAAGUACCUUACAAAGAUGUGGACUCAUCAGCCAUCAUCUGGGGGGUUGGCAACAACUCCCUGCACCUUCCAAUCCCAGCGAGCUGCCCCGAGGGCUAUAAACUCUUGGUGCAACAAUGCUGGGCAGCAAAACCCAGGAAUCGACCCUCAUUCAAACACAUCGAGGUUCACCUUCAGAUAGCAGCUGUCGAGGUCCUCUGUACCAAGUCCGAGGAGUACUUCAAGACCCAGCAGACAUGGAAGGAGGAGAUCAGAGUCCACAUGAAGCAGAUGCAGACUAACAGCUCCAAUGGCUCCAGGUACGAGGCUGACUUGAUCAGGCAGAGGGAGAGUGAACUGCGACAUGCCCAGGACAUCAGAGAGCACUACGAGCGUAAACUCGAGGUCACCAACAACCUUUACCUGGAACUGAGUGCGUUUUACCUUCAGAUGGAGCAACGAGAACGUGAUAUAACGAAGAGAGAACAGCAGUCUGGUGGCAAACAGUACAGAAAACGUCUCGUGCAUCCUCUCCUGCCGUUCAAGGAGAGAUUACCCAAGAGGAGGAACAAUCUGGUUCAGUCGAGCUCAACGACACCGACUACACCUCCAUCUCCUCAGGAUACACCCACAAGUCCCAUGAAGGCAACCCUCUGCACCCAGUUGAAUAAUUCUAAUCAGCCUGAGACUGUUGUACUUCCCAGUGCUAAUUCAAACUCUAGCUUUAAACAGAAGAAGUACAGGCACAGGAGGGUGGGCUCGGGGGGGAUAGCCUCGGCCAGUCCCAGGUCGAGUCCACACAGGGAGAGGAAGAGUGGGGAAUUGAGUCUCAAGUACGUGGAUCAUCAGACCCAGACUGACAUCACGAGCAUCAGCGAGUCCAUCGAGAGUCUUGGCAUUUGUUGUCACUCGAAGGGAGUGCAGUACUCACCCCCCAGGUCCCUCCCCAAAUCCGUUAAUGGCAAUUGUUUGGAUGUUGUUGAUAAGGGAAUGUUCGAGGGCAUGUGCUCUAGCCCUGAGGGAUGUUCUAUUGAGAAUAGAUCUAAUGGGAACGAGAGGAUCAAAGACAGCGAUGAUGAGCAUCUUGAGACACUGGAGAGGAAAGUCUCGGAGAUUAUUAAUGCUAAUAGACUCCUGUCACCUGUGGACAAUGGCAACUGCGACGACGUCACCAUGCAUGGCUUACAUUAUGGUAUGGGUAGGAAUGGGGCGGUUGGCGGGACCAGUGAUGAGGCCGAGCAGGAGGCAGCUUGUGGGGAUGCUGAGGACGAGAAUGAUAAUGGGAUUGAUAGGCUUGGGGAGAAUGAUAAUGACGAGUUUGAUAUCGAUUCUGAGGACGAUGGGGGAGAGGAGGGGUGGUCUGAUGAGGAUGGAGAUGCAUCGGUCAGAUAUGGGUUUAAUUAUUCACUUAGAAGACGAAGUGCAACAAGAAGACCAAUAGGGCCGGGCUGCAGGUUAAGAAGAAUAAAGCAAAAUCCAUUGAGCAGUAUCGAUCGUGGUCUAGUGUCAGACGAGGAAAAUACAUCUGAAUACUCCCACCCGCCUUCCAGCCAUUCCUCGACGCUUGAGAGUAAUCCAGACGUCCAGCGUGCUUACCGUCGAGCCACUCGAAAUGCCAAUAAAAUGUCUGAAGCCCCUUACAUGUACGUUAAACGAUCAGGUGAUCGAGAAAUAGCUGUAAGCCCUUAAACACUAGUUAUUAUGUAAUGAAUGUUAUUACUUGAGAAAUUCCGGUAGCUGGACUAUAUUUUCAAAGAUCCAGUUCAUGAUGGGGUGAAGGAGAUAUGAGAUUAGAUGAAGAGACAUUGUCUUUCUGUACUUUAAAAUGAAAGUAUUAAGUUGUACAUAGGUAUUGGGUUAAUUUCUAUUUUGUACAUAAUGUUUUUCUCUUUGGUACAAGUGUAGCAUUGUGUUCGAGGUUUACGUGUAGUUCGGUGAUAGACGGGAGAUGGUUUUUCAUUGGCAUUGAGGCGUAUAAACAAUCAUCUGGGAUUAUAAAUCUUGAUAGUCUGAUGAAAAUUGAAAUCCAGAUAUUGUUUAUAAAUCCUCGUGCUAAAUGUCUCCGAUAUGAAAUAAGUACAAUUAUGUGUGAAUGACUGAAUGUCUUUUUAUUUGUUUUUCUCUCGUAAAGAAUGCAUGACUGUGAGGAUGAUGUUGACUCAAAUUUUUCCUCGAGUGUUUGCUCAUUAUUUCUUUUUGUACAAAACAAGAAAAAAGAAAUUAAAAGUAAUCUAUUCAAUUGCGACUACGACAAGAGUGUACAUAAAUUAUGAAGUUUUUUUCCUUGGAUCUCAUGAAUUAAUAACCUGGCAAAGGAUUCUGGGGAAUUUAUAGGGGUCCUUUCGCUCAGGGGAAAGUAACAAUGGAGGAAUGAUUAUGGAAGGAUCGUGCAAUUAUGGUUACUCAUUUCAAAAGGAAUAGUAUUUAUAUAUACACGCGUGCCGCCCAAAAUUUAUGAUGUAGGAUUAAAUUAUUAGAGACGAAAUAACGGACGAAUCAGUAUCUAUGCAAUAAUUGUAAAAUUUUGUAGAAUUGUAUUGAACAAUUGGCGAAAUGAUAGCUUUAAAAAAACUUCAGAUCUAAAGAUUUUUGAUUUUCAGGAAAAUGUUAGCAGCUGUGAGAAUUAAUCUCUCAAAUCCAGUGUAUUUAGAUUAUUGAAUUAUACUAUUGACUAUUUUAUUCUGAUGCACUAGAGUGCCUUAAAUUCCAAAAUAACCAACUUCUAAAUGAAAAGUUUAACGAAUUAUUGUACCUGCGGCAGAGUCAACAAAUUAUUGCCUUAGAAAUUUAUAUCUUUCGUAUGAUGUACAAUUUUGACAAUACAAUAAAUUCCCUUGAUAUUGUAACAACUGCACGACAGCCGAGAGAAUGAACUCUGUACGAACAAGAUUGAAAAAUUGGCAGCUAAAUUUCCACUGGUUCGUCUUGGAAAUUCUUUUUUUUUUCAUUGUUUCAUGUAGCAGUACGAAUAAUUUAAGAGUAAUGUAUUUGAAUAAUUUAGCUCUAAUAGUAAAGUUUCUUUACUCCUGA